Penicillium maclennaniae is the source of this 11121-nucleotide messenger RNA. RefSeq names its product histone acetyltransferase TRA1. Gene Ontology annotation, biological process: regulation of DNA-templated transcription; DNA repair. Gene Ontology annotation, molecular function: protein binding; transcription coregulator activity. The coding region runs from base 1 to 11121 and encodes 3706 amino acids. Lineage: Eukaryota; Fungi; Ascomycota; Eurotiomycetes; Eurotiales; Aspergillaceae. Gene Ontology annotation, cellular component: SAGA complex; NuA4 histone acetyltransferase complex; nucleus. The transcript is spliced from 10 exons. The record is from RefSeq and is a predicted model, not a curated record.
AUGGAGCGGAAUAUCGAUAUUUAUGCUAACAAGCUAGGGGAUGAGAAGCUGGAUGUGAAAGUCAGAGCCAAUGUCGCGACCGAGUUGCGAGACAGCAUUGAGCCUUUAUGCUCCGGUGCAAGCUAUCCCAUCUUCCUGUCCAAGCUAUGGCCCGUAUUCAAGACAAUUCUGAAGGGAGACCCAGUCUUCUUCAGUAUGUCAUACGAGCAGAAACUACGAAACUGUAUUCUCGAGACUCUACACCGAUUGCCGAUGAAUUCACCCGAUGUUGAACCAUACGCUGCGGACAUGGUUGACUUGUUGAUGGAUCUUGCGCGCAUCGAAAACGAAGACAAUGCAGUUCUGUGCAUGAAGACGAUCAUGGACCUGGAGCGGAAUCAAGCAAAGGCCACCUCCGCACGGGUGCAGCCUUUCUUAGAGCUGAUCCAGGAGAUGUUCCAGACCAUGGAGCAGGUGGUGCGAGAUACAUUCGACACACCGAACCAAGCGACCCCUUCCGGCAUGCCCUCAACGCCGAACGCAAGCGCCCAAAACUUCCAGUCGCCUCGACCUAGCUCUCCCGCAACUUCGGUCUCAGAUCUAGGACCUGAGCAGCAGUCCAGCAAUGUCAUCUUGAAGGGCAUGCAAUCGUUCAAGGUCCUUGCGGAGUGUCCUAUCAUCGUCGUCUCAAUCUUCCAAACCCACCGCGCCUCAGUAGCGGCGAACGUCAAGCUCUUCGUACCGCUAAUCAAGACAAUCUUGCUAUUGCAAGCCAAACCGCAAGAAAAGGCACAUGCGGAUGCUGCUGCACAGGGCACGAUCUUCACCGGAGUUUGCAAGGAAAUUAAGAAUAGGGCCGCAUUUGGGGAGUUCAUCACUGCCCAAGUCAAGACGAUGAGCUUUUUGGCAUAUCUCCUGCGACUAUAUGCCCACCAACUCCAAGAUUUCCUUCCAACCCUUCCUUCUGUCGUGGUUCGUCUUCUCCAGGAUUGUCCUCGCGAAAAAUCCGGUGCUCGAAAAGAGCUGCUCGUUGCAAUUCGACACAUUAUUAACUUCAACUAUCGUAAAAUCUUCCUGGAGAAGAUUGACGAGCUUCUGGACGAGCGAACCUUGAUUGGUGAUGGCUUGACCGUCUAUGAGACCAUGAGGCCCCUGGCGUAUAGCAUGCUUGCGGACCUAAUUCAUCAUGUUCGUGACCAUCUGAGCCGUGAUCAGAUUCGCCGCACCGUGGAAGUCUACACCAAGAACCUUCACGAUGACUUCCCUGGCACUAGUUUCCAGACGAUGAGCGCCAAACUCCUUUUGAACAUGGCAGAAAAGAUUUCUAAGCUUGAAGAUAAGCGAGAAGCUCGCUACUUCCUCAUCAUGAUCUUGGAUGCCAUUGGUGAUAAAUUCGCUUCCAUGAACCACCAAUUCAAUAAUGCCGUCAAGGUCUCCAAAGCCUACAAGGAGAGCCGCAAAGACACAACGCCAUCUGCCGAAAACUAUCUUGCCGAGAAGGACCAACCUCCGGACUGGGAUGACAUUGAUAUCUUCUCCGCUUCUCCCAUCAAGACAUCCAGCCCACGCGAUCGAGGUGGAGACCCUGUCUCGGAUAACAUCUUCCUCUUCAAGAAUCUCAUAAAUGGGUUGAAGAACAUAUUCCACCAGCUGAAGAACUGCAAUCCUGAUGAUAUCCAGAUUGACCCAAACAGUGUGCCUAUCAAUUGGUCCGAGGUGUCGUAUGGAUACAAUGCCGAGGAGAUCAAUCCCCCCCCGGAAAUGAAUUACUCGUCUCCCUUCGAUUUCCUUGCGAGUCAAUACACUGCACCUAUGUCGCGUGAAGAGAAGGAACUAUUGGAGAGUUUUGGCACGGUCUUCCACUGUAUCGAUACCGCAACAUUCCAUGAGGUCUUCCACUCGGAAAUUCCAUACCUUCAUGAGCUCAUGUUUGAGCAUGGCGCAUUGUUGCACCUGCCGCAAUUUUUCCUGGCUAGCGAAGCGACCUCACCUGCCUUCUCAGGUAUGGUGCUACAGUACCUGAUGGAGCGUAUUGACGAGGUUGGGACUUCGGACAUGACCAAAGCGAAGAUUCUCCUGAGAAUGUUUAAGCUUUCUUUCAUGGCAGUGACUCUAUUCUCGGUGCAGAAUGAGCAGGUUCUCCACCCGCAUGUGACUAAGAUCGUCACCAAGUGUAUCGAACUGUCUGUGACGGCCGAAGAGCCCAUGAACUACUUCCUGCUCCUGCGGUCCCUCUUCCGAAGUAUUGGCGGUGGCCGAUUCGAGCUUCUGUAUAAGGAGAUUCUUCCUCUGCUGGAGAUGCUCCUCGAGACCUUCAACAACCUGUUGCUUGCUGCUCGCAGGCCUCAGGAGCGGGAUCUCUACGUUGAGCUCACUCUCACAGUUCCUGCAAGGCUCAGCCACCUCUUGCCACACCUGAGCUACCUCAUGCGUCCAAUCGUGGUCGCCUUGCGUGCGGACUCUGACCUUGUCGGUCAAGGUUUGCGCACUCUGGAGCUCUGUGUGGACAAUCUCACGGCCGACUACUUGGACCCAAUCAUGGCACCCAUUAUGGACGAGUUGAUGACUGCGCUCUGGGACCACCUGCGACCUCACCCUUAUAACCACUUCCACGCACACACCACCAUGCGCAUCCUUGGAAAGUUGGGUGGUCGAAACCGAAAGUUCUUGAAUCACCCACCCGAGUUGUCGUUCCAAAAAUAUUCCGAUGACAAUCCAAGCUUUGACAUUCGUCUCAUUGGCCCCAGUGAGAAGCAUACGGCUUUGGCUUCUGACAAAUAUUACAAACAACAGGCUUACCGCAUGCUCAGCUCCCAUCUUAAGCUUCAGAUAGGAUAUGAGAACCUCCCUGAUGACCUAGCAUCCUUGAUUCGUCUCCAUGCAAAUGACCUGUUUGAAGGCAAAGCUGGUGCUAUGGCCGACAUCAUGGAGAAGUCGGAGAGAUCAGCCUCAAUGCCAAAGAAGGUGGCCCAGGAGGCUACUUUGAAGAAGCUCCUCAAGGCUUGCAUCUUUGCAACGACGAUCUCUGAUCUUGAGCCUGCUGCGACUGCUUUCGUGGCUGAUGUCUGCAAGCACUUUACUGUUGUAGAGGUCGGCCGUGCUCUAGCUCAAGCCCGCCAUAAUCGCAAGCCGUUUGAUGUUGCAAAUGGCGAGGGUCCCGCCUAUCUUGAUUCUCGAAUUUUGGCCGACGCAAUCGUGGAGUCUCUCUCGUCUGACUACGUCCAAGUGCGCGAGGCAGCUGAAAAAGCUAUGCUGGUCAUAAAAGAAGCCGCAAAUCAUUUGGGACGCGUGUUCUGUCACAGUUGUCACAGCGAGGAGUGGUUCACGAAAGCGGGGGGAAGCCUGGGCAUCAAUCUCCUUGCCACCAAGUUGGACCUUGGAGAGUCUUGGAUCUAUGAGCGACAUGUCGAAUUCUGUCGCGCGCUCUUGCACGUCAUCAAGGAUACUCCUGCAGAUCUCCCUGCCUCCACGAGGAUCCAGUCCCAGGAGACUAUGGCCUUAAUUCUCAAGAAGUGCGGCAAACUUAUUCCCAAGGAUGAUCUGAAAAACGAAAAGAGUCGCCUGUUUACCUUGUGUGGCUUCUUUGUCUUUGAACUUGGACACAUGAAUAAGUACGUUCGCGAGACUUGCCGUGUUUGCUUUGACACCUUAAGAGAUGAGCUCGGCUGUGAAGUACACGAACUCAUUUUCCCUGUGAGGGAUCGUCUUCUUCAGUCGAUUUUCAACAAGCCGUUGCGCGCUCUGCCCUUCCCGACGCAGAUUGGCUUUAUUGAUGCCAUCACUUAUUGCUUGAGCCUGCACAACGAGAUCGUCACUUUCAACGAGCCGCUCAACCGACUAAUGCUGGAAUCGCUCGCUCUUGCUGACGCUGAUGACGAGUCACUUGCCUCCAAGCCUAAUGAGUUUAAGAACGCAGAGAUGAUCGUCAGCUUGCGUGUUGCCUGCCUGCGUCUUUUGUCGAUGGCAAUGAACUUCCCUGAGUUCGCCAACACGCCGCAAAAUACUAGCCGUGCACGCAUCAUCUCUGUAUUCUUCAAGUCACUGUACUCGCGGUCUCCUGAAGUCAUUGAAGCAGCCAAUUCUGGCCUGAAGGAUGUUCUUACUCAGACUAACAAGCUGCCUAAGGACCUUCUCCAGAAUGGCCUCCGUCCUAUUCUCAUGAACCUGCAGGAUCCCAAGCGUCUGAGCGUCGCAGGCCUUGAUGGGCUCGCCCGACUGUUGACCUUAUUGACCAACUAUUUCAAGGUUGAGAUUGGUGCUCGUCUUCUCGACCACAUGAAGGUGAUCGCCGAUGAUUCCACUCUGCAGAAGGUUCUUGAUCUCGAGCAGAAACUUCGAAGAACCUCCCACAGUCCUUUCCGGAAGCCUCUUGUUAAGUACCUCAAUCGGUAUCCCAAGGAAAGCUUAGCGUUCUUCUUGGCACGUUUCAAAGACGUGCGCUACGGGCGCUUUUUCGGACAGAUUCUGGCUGAUGCUGAGAGCGAAGCGCUUCGUAAUGCAGUUGUUGCUGACACUGAAGCAUUCAAGUCCAAUGCAUUUGGAUCAGAAGCCGAUGGCAAGAAUACCGCUGCAAUCAAUGGAAUCUACGUUGUCCACUCUGUUUGCUCCUACAGCUUGACCAAGUGUUGGCUGGCCGACCAUGCAGACUUGAGGUCAAAGCUUCUAAUUGCCGGACGAGAGCUAGAGAGAAAGCUUCGUGGCGACAGUCUGCCUCCUGAUGAGCGUCUCAGGGUCGAACAAGCUGAGGAUCAGUUAAUGGAUGUGUUCACGGUUUACUUGGCCGAGGCUAGCCAUGAUCUUGACUUCCUCUUCGAGGUUAUUGAUGGCCUGUCUGCCGAUGAGCUCAAGCGCACACUUGCACUUCCAAAGUUCAUCUACAAGCACGUCAUUACUAAUGAGUCCAUUGACUACCGCCGAUCCGUCAUUAUGCGUUGUCUAGAUCUCUACGGCCAACGGGCUUGCUCGCAGAGGACCAAGACAUAUGCAUUCCGUCAUUUGGUCAAUCCUAUUUUCGCUAUGGAUGUUCAGCUGACGUGGAGCAGCGCCAACAACGGCCCUAGGCUAAUGGAUAAGAGCAUGACCGAGUCCAUCCAGAGUCGUCUGUGGAAGCCUCAGCUGGCUGACCUCAGUGAAGAGUCGAGCCAAGCUGGCGUUGAUCAUUCUCGAAUGGAGCUCCUUCAGCUUUCCGCUUUGCUGAUAAAAUACCAUGCGCAAACUGUGCAGGAUUCUCGUAAGGAUAUCAUCAAGUUUGCUUGGAAUUACAUCCGUCUCGAGGACAUCAUCAACAAGUAUGGUGCCUACGUCCUUAUCAGUUAUUUCAUCGCCCACUACGAGACUCCUUUCAAGAUCGUUAUCCAGGUCUACGUCGCCUUGUUGAGAGCUCACCAGAAUGAAGGCCGAGCUCUUGUCACACAGGCCCUCGACGUCUUGGCUCCUGUUCUGCCUACACGAACAGCGGGAAAUCAAGGACCCGAGGCACGAUAUCCGCUGUGGGCCAAGUGGCCUCGCCGAAUUCUGGCCGAGGAGACUGCCAACUUGCAGCAGGUGAUGAGCAUCUUCCAGUUCUUGGUGCGACAGCCUGAUUUAUUCUAUGAGUCUCGUGAGCAUUUUGUGCCUUUAAUUGUCCCAUCGCUUAUCAAGAUCGCUGGUCCGCCCAACACCUCGAAUGACAGCAAAAAGCUGGCUCUCAACCUGAUCGGGCUGAUUUGGCACUGGGAAGAAAAACGAGCUCUGGCGACAGAUGCCAACAGCAUUGUCUCUAAUGGUGUCACGGAGUCGCCCAAUGCUAAAAAGCGCAAGCUGGAAGAAACAGAAGCCUCUGCAUCUCCUUCCCUUCUUCCCCCGCCUAGCCGAGGAUCUGAUUACACCGUGCCGCCUGAAUUGCGCGCAGCCUUGGUCAAAUAUCUCAUCACUUUCAUCACCACGAUCCCGGAGCGCUUCCAGAUUCCUGCUACGGACGUUCGUCAAAUGUCCUCAGCCAAACAGACACCACCUGUGCCCACCGGUGAGAUGAUCAACAAGGCCAUGAAUCUUCUCAGGCAGCUCCUGUCCAAGGACUACUGGGGAGAUCUCGAUAUUGACCUCUAUCAGAAAGUGACGGAGCCCAUCCUUUCAGGCGAGAAGGCCGACAAACCCGAUGAUAAACAUAUCACCGCCAUGAUCAAUACUCUGCAGGUCUUGCGGGUGCUCAUCGCCACCAAGCCGGAUGAGUGGAUCACAGCACGUCUAUCCUCGAUUCAGAAGCUCCUUGAGAAGCCUCUAAAAUCCGACAAUCCGGAAAUCCAAGAUUGUUUACAUGGUCUUGAGGAUGAACUGGAGAUUUCUUCCAAGCUGCCGCCUCCAGUUCGUCGUGUUCUUGAGGCUGUCCCAGAUGACACACCUGACGAUGAAGAUGCCAUGGACACCGAAAGCACUCCGUCAGAAUUUGCAACUUACCUGUCUGCGAUUGCGACCGAGACUCUUUCGGCCAGCAACUAUGUGUCGAGCUUGAACACCCUCUGGACGCUAUCGAAGAUCAAGCCUGCCGAAAUUGAUACUCAUAUUCCCGCUGUCAUGAAGGCAUUCUCCACAAAGCUUGCUAAGGAGCACGUCGCAGCCUCAACCAACCAAAAUGGAGCACAGGCUUCCCAAAACGGCCAGAAACCAACCGAAGCAGUGCCGGACCAGCAGGAAUUCGAGCUCGGCGUUGAUCUCAUUUACAAGACAAUCGAGUUGAUCUCUGUUCGCAUGUCCCACCUUGGUGACCAACGACGCCCGUUCCUCAGCGUGUUGGCUUCCAUUGUGGAACGGUCACAGAACGUCAAGCUAUGCAGCAAGGUUCUGGGUAUGGCAGAGGAAUGGAUUUUCCAUUCGACCGAGUCAUGGCCCACGCUUAAGGAGAAGACCGCAGUCCUACACAAGAUGCUACUCUUCGAAUCUCGCCCUGAUCAGACCAUGUUGAAGAAGUUCCUCGAUUUGGUCAUUCGCAUCUAUGAAGACUCCAAGAUCACCCGUACCGAGUUGACUGUCCGACUGGAGCAUGCUUUCCUGAUUGGUACCAGAGCACAGGACGUCGAAAUGCGCAACCGCUUUAUGACCAUCUUCGAUCGCAGUUUGACGCGCCUGGCUAGUUCACGAUUGAGCUACGUGCUCACCUGUCAGAACUGGGAUACCCUCUCUGACUCCUUCUGGCUGGCUCAAGCCUCACACUUGGUUCUGGGAUGCAUCGACAUGAAUACCACUGCCCGCCUCCACCCCGACGACUUCACUUUGUAUCCGUCGACAUUCCUUUUCUCCAGUGGCGAAAAGGAUUCAAGAAAGGUGGACAUCAUGGUUGACAGCCAGCUUGAGACUUUUGUUGCCGAGCGCAGGAAGUUCAUGUCUGAUGUCGGCGAUGUUCGGGUUCGUGACCUGAUGGAACCAUUGUGCCAGCUCCAGCAUACCGACGCGAACGUUGCUUACAAGCUGUGGACUACGCUCUUCCCUAUUUUCUGGUCAACACUGUCCAAGGAUGACCGUAUCGAUCUUGAGAAGGGUAUGGUCUCUUUGCUCACCCGCGAAUAUCACCAGAGGCAAUUGGACAAGCGGCCAAAUGUUGUGCAAUCUCUUCUUGAGGGUAUUGUGCGCGCUACUCCGCGGUUUAAGGUUCCUCCUCAUGUCAUGAAACACCUCAGUCGUACCUAUGAUGCCUGGUACACCGCUGCCACCUACCUCGAGGAGAGUGCCAUCAACCCUAUCAUUGAUACUGCCACUGUUCGAGAAAGCAAUCUGGACGCGCUGGUCGAAGUCUAUGCCGGUCUCCAAGAGGAUGACUUUUUCUAUGGAACAUGGCGCCGUCGUUGCAAGUUUGUUGAAACCAAUGCAGCAUUGUCUUAUGAACAACAAGGCAUGUGGGACAAGUCCCAGCAGCUCUAUGAGAACGCACAGAUCAAGGCUCGCUCUGGUGCCAUGCCAUUCUCGCAGGGUGAAUACUUCGUGUGGGAAGAUCACUGGUUAAUCUGUGCUCAGAAGCUUCAGCAAUGGGAAAUUCUGAGCGAUUUUGCCAAGCACGAGAACCUGAAUGAUCUCUUGCUGGAGGCUGCGUGGAGAAAUAUCGAGAACUGGCAGAGCGAGGGCAAUCGUGAGCAGUUGGAAUCCUUGAUUAAAUCUGUUUCUGAUGCUCCUACUCCGCGCCGCACUUUCUUCCAGGCCUUUAUGGCUCUUCUUCAGUUCCAUGUGAAGAAGGAGAAUAUGCAGGACUUCAACAGCGUCUGUGAUGAGUCAAUCCAGCUGUCUAUUCGCAAGUGGCUGCAACUACCUAAACGUAUCACGAAUGCGCACAUUCCAAUUUUGCAACACUUCCAGCUUCUAGUUGAACUACACGAUGCUAGCCACAUCUGCGGCAGCUUGGCCCAAACCAACGAACGCAACUUGGACACCAAGUCUGCAGAGUUGAAGCUUCUCCUUGGAACCUGGCGGGACCGGUUGCCGAAUCUGUGGGACGAUAUCAACACUUGGCAGGAUCUUGUUACAUGGCGACAGCACAUCUUCCAGCUCAUCAACCAGACCUACCUUGGCCUUUUACCCCCCCAGACAAACAACGUGGCCAGUAAUUCGUAUGCCUACCGCGGAUAUCAUGAGACAGCCUGGAUUAUCAAUCGCUUCGCCCACGUCGCUCGCAAGCACCAAAUGCCCGAGGUGUGCAUCAAUCAACUCAGCCGCAUCUACACACUUCCAAAUAUCGAAAUUCAGGAGGCAUUCCUCAAGUUGCGCGAACAAGCCAAGUGCCACUACCAAAACCCGAAGGAGCUGAACAGUGGAUUGGAUGUUAUCAACAACACCAAUCUCAACUACUUCGGACCGCAGCAGAAGGCCGAGUUCUAUACCCUUAAGGGCAUGUUCCUUGCUAAGCUCGAUCAUACCAACGAGGCCAACGAAGCAUUCGGAGUUGCUCUAUACUACGAUCUCCGUCUUGCCAAGGCUUGGUCUGAAUGGGGUCAAUACAGUGACCAGCGAUUCAAGCAGAGACCAGAUGACUAUGAGCUGGCUAGCAAUGCUGUCAGCUGUUAUUUGGAGGCUGCAGGUCUCUACAAGAGUGCUAAGUCGCGCAAGCUACUCAGUCGAAUCUUGUGGCUUCUCAGCUUGGACAACGAAGAAAGCCAGAUUGCCAGCGCGUUUGAGAACUUCAAGGGAGACACUCCUGUUUGGUACUGGAUUACUUUCAUUCCUCAGCUUUUGACCAGCUUGUCUCACCGUGAGGCACGACUGUGCAAGGCUGUUCUUGUCAAGAUCGCCAAGCUAUAUCCGCAGGCUCUCUUCUUCCUCCUACGCACAAACCGAGAGGACAUGUUGAGCAUCAAGAAGCAGCAUGACCAGAAGCAGGAGAAGCUGGCCCGGGCUAGACAACAGCACCAGCAAGCUUCUUCCCCGAGUACCAAACCACCAGCUAGUGGAGAAGGCUCUCCUGCUCAGAAGGCUGUGACCAGCGCCCCUAGUGCCUCUCCUGCCAAUCAAGCCGCGAACCUGCCUACCGCGCAAUCUCCUGCGCAGAACCAGGCACAGAGCACAAGCACACCUUCAAGUGCCAGGUCAAAACGGAACUCCGCAACAGAAGCAGAACCAGGCAGUCUCCGCGAGCUGCCGGAGAAAGAGCCCCUCAAAAAGCCUUGGGAGUAUUCGGACGAGAUCAUGUCUGGUUUGAAGACCGCUUUCCCCCUGCUCGCUCUCUCCAUGGAAACCAUGGUCGACCAGAUCCACAAGAACUUCAAAUGUCCACCCGACGAGGACGCUUAUCGACUGAUUGUUGCCCUCUUGAACGAUGGGCUGUCUUAUGUUGGACGCAUGCCUGGAUCAUACGCGCAAGACUUCAAAUUACCUGCUGCUACCGAAGCCAACAUCACUCGAUUUGCAGAGACAAUUCUUCCGGCGCAUAUCCGCAAGUCUUUCGAGGCGGACUUUGUCGUCAAAAAGCCUACGAUGCAUGAGUACAUCCAUAAGUUGCGGCGUUGGCGUGACAAGUUCGAGGAGAAGCUCGACCGCCGACCCCAAUCUGGCUUUUUGGAGACCUACUCGCCCCACCUCAGCGAGUUCCGUUUCCUGAAGUUCGAUGAAGUCGAGAUCCCCGGUCAGUACCUCCUACAUAAGGACAAAAACCAAGACUUUGUCCGUAUCGACCGCUUCCUUCCUGAUGUGGACCUUGUUCGCGGUAUUGGAGUGUGUCACCGCCGCCUCAAGAUUCGCGGACACGAUGGCAGCAUUCAUGCCUUCGCUGUUCAGCACCCUGCGGCGCGCCACUGCCGCCGUGAGGAGCGUAUUCUCCAGUUGUUCCGGAUCUUCAAUGGUUUGCUGGCUAAGCGCAAAGAGAGCCGUCGUCGCAAUCUCUACUUCCAUCUUCCUCUGAUGGUUCCUUUGGCACCGCAUAUUCGCUUGGUGCGUGACGACUCAUCUUACAUCUCUAUGCAAGGCAUCUACGAAGACUACUGCAGGCGAGUCGGUAUGAACAAGGAUGAGCCCGUCCUCUUUACGAUGGAUCGUAUGCGUUCUCUGGCAGAGACAAAGCAGAAUCGCACAACCGACCAGCAGCAGGUUCUGCGCACUGAGAUCUUGACCGCCAUCCAGGAGAAAUGGGUUCCCAGUACCGUGGUGUUGGACUACUUCCAGCAGACUUACCCUAACUUCGCGGACUUCUGGCUCUUCCGGCGACAAUUCGCCUACCAGUACGCCGCGGUUGCGUUCAUGACCUACAUUAUGCACAUUGGCAACCGGUACCCGAACAAAAUCUUGAUCUCACGUUCGACUGGCGACAUCUGGGGAGCAGAAUUGAUUCCGACCAUCAAUCCUAGCAAGGCCAUCUUCUACAACCCAGAGCAUGUGCCGUUCCGAUUCACACCCAACAUCCAGACCCUGCUGGAGCCACGACACGAGCUGGAGCAGCAACUGAGCGUCUUCGUCCGCGAUGAGAUGAUGUUCUGGGCUACUGCUCAGCACCGCGGUGUCCUACCUGUCCCACAGCUGCGCGAGCUAGUCUACAACAACAGCGAUAUCAUCGCCAAUCGCGCUGUCAGUCUGGCCAGCCCUCCAGAGGGCAACCUACCUGCCAACCAAACCUCGAUCGAUUUGAUAUCCCGGGCGGUUAACCCCCAGCACCUGGCUCAAGGCGAUGCGUUGUGGAUGCCAUAUCUCUAG